Paramisgurnus dabryanus is the source of this 1724-nucleotide messenger RNA. RefSeq lists its product as uncharacterized. NCBI's taxonomy places the organism in Eukaryota, Metazoa, Chordata, Actinopteri, Cypriniformes, Cobitidae. The record is from RefSeq and is a predicted model, not a curated record.
GCAGCGAGAACUGCUUGUGUCCAGUGAAAGGCAGCAGGCUCUACAGGCCGAGAUGGAGAGUCUGUCAUUGCGCUUAUAUCAUAAGGAGCAACUCUAUGUUGAGUUGAGCGUCAAAUAUGAACAACUGCUGGGGAAAUUUCAGCAUCAGCAACAGACUGAUGUCCUGCAUCGGCGUUCAGUCUCUGUGACAGAGGACAGGUGGAGAGGUUCAUCUCUGCUCUGUCUACAACUGGAACAAAUCAGCUGUGAUUUACAGCAGCUGCAGGGCUCAGAGACACAGCUGAAGGGCCUGGUGGACGAGCUGCACCGGGAGGCCCAGCUCAGAGCUCAGGAGACAGAGGUCCUGAUGAUGCAGCUCCAUGAUGAGGCACAGUCAAAAACACAUCUGACAAAAGAUCUAGAAAUGCAACUAAACAGUAAAUCGCUUGAGCUGGAGGAGCUACAGAUGUCCCAUAAUGCCUUGCAGCAGGAGCUCGGUGAUCAUCAGAAGAUGAUGGAGGAACUGCGUCGAGAAAACGCAGAAAGUCUUCACAAACUCCAAGAGAUGGCCGAACAGUUUGAGCAAAUGUGCAACCAGCAGCGUAAAUGGAUGUUCUGUGUGAAGAGGUAUAAGGACUGUCUGUCAAGUGAGAAGGAGUCCCUGGAGCAGCAGGUAAACAGGUUACAGGUGGAGUUGGAGGCUGUCAGGAAAACCAAUCACAUGGAUUAUCCCAGAGAUUCCUGCAGCAGGUGGGAUUUUGAGAUGUCAUAUCUCCAGACUGAAGUAAUAAGAUGGAAAGCACUGUAUGAUGACCUGUUUAACAAACUCACCACAGAGCAGGUUCAGCAGGCAGCAAAUGGAAACCUUGAGCCCCCAUGAGGAUCCAAACACUGUCAACGGCUUUCAAGAUUUAAGAUUUAAAGAUUUUAUUUGUCACACACAGUUAUAUUAAUAUACAACUUGCAGUGAAAUGAAAUCUGGUCAACUCUUAAGACUGUGCAAAACAUCUUAAAAGGCACAAUAUUAAUUAAAAUAUCCCAAAACUACACUCUUAAAACAGAUGUGUUAAAAACAAGACAUUAGUGUUACUUUUAACACAACUUAACAAAAGUUUAACCAAGUGUGCCACACAAGGCCUGAAAAGUGAAGCCAAAACGUCUUGAUCGCCCCCCAGUGACUGGUCCCAGUAUAGGUCAUAAACCCCACCUCCCCCAUGUUAUUCAAUGGGACUUGAGACCAACUAAACAAUUUUUCCAAAGCUGGUUUCUGUCAUUUACUGUAGCUUUUAUCACGCUGAUUUAAAUUCAAGUGUUUGGUCAUUCAAGUGUUUGGUCCCGAAAUCCCUACUGUGCAGACUCAAGACCCAAGAUGUCAGCGCCAUAUCAGGACACUGGCGGCUUCACUUUUCACCAAUGGAAGAGAGCGAACGGGUGUCGUCCAUCUUUUUUUUACAGUCUAUGAGCUUAACGCACAAAGAUGUGUAAAAAAAUUAACACAUCCUUUCUAAGAGUGUAAGCACAGUGUUAUAAAAUUUUAUCCCAAAUGUUUUCAACAAUGUUUGAAAUUAAAGAAUUUGCCGUUUUAAAAAUGUUUUGACCCAGUUCAUCCUUGGGUUAUCCUUGGUUUCUGAUUUUGUUGAUUGGUGUGUUUGACUUCAUGUGGCACUGCGCUGAGCGAUUGGCAUAUGACAUCAAAGUAUCAUAAGAGCGAUUUGAAUGCAACCCCUCGCAAUAGUCUGAUGUCA